AUAGAUAUAAUUUAAUUAAAAACAGUAGCAGUAACAUUCCACUGGCUCUCCCACUGUCAGCUCAGCAUCACUGCUGGCUGUGAUGCUCCACUGACAUUAUCUACCAAAGAACAGUCAAAAAAACCUUCAGAUGAUUUCCUCCAACCCACUGAAGACUGUGGCACUAUGCCCGUAUGUCACCACUUAUAGUCGUGACUAUAGACCCUACAGUGAGUACCUGAGGCCCAGAACUGAAGCUAAAGCUACUCCUGCAUUCAUCAGCCCACAUCAGACUCAUCGUAAAUCCUGGCCUAUGCAUCAAUACUUCCGCGAGACCACUAACGGCACCUACGGUGGCUGGUCACAGCCUCCCCCUUUUUCCAUCUUCCCUCGCUCCUGGCGUCCAUUUGGCAUCCUCGUUCCUUCCAUGUGCGAGGCGUCUGGGGUCGUUGGCCCGUCCCUGACAGAGGCCAGGACACAGGAAGUGGGAGCUACAACGGAGACUGGGCCUGUACUUUGUAAGGAGGCAAACAGACAGCUGCACUAUGUUGUUGGUGGAAAGGCGAAUGCGUUGGAGCAGCAGGGGGCAAAAGAUGAGCCGCAGCAGAAGAUUGAUGUUCUCUACGAGGAAGGUGUGAUUGAGUUGUCAUCUCAUGUCGGUCCGGCCUGCUGUGAAGAUUUCCAUGCACCUGUCUCCAGAGAGCCCCUGCUCCACCUUCCUGUGGCCAAAGAUGCUGAAAGUUGGGAUAACAGCGCCUACUUGAGAGGCUUGGAACCAGGUAUUGGAGUGAAAAACAGCACCUUCCUUCAGCCUACUCCCAGGCAAUGUAGUUGGUGCCCUAAAUGCGGCCUCCGUCGUUGCGUGACACCACCUCUGAACCACGCACAGCCAACUCUCAACUACCCACAGCCAACUCUCAACUGCACACAGCCCAGCAGGAAGCCACAGUUGACAGAGUACCAAGCGUCGUACUGUACUGAGUGGGCCUGGCCGACAAGGCAGCAGUGACAUUCACCAUCGCCGACCCACUCUGAAUGUCAACUUAUCAAUACAAAGCAGAUUAACAAAAAAAAA
This is a messenger RNA of Sebastes umbrosus (honeycomb rockfish), 1054 nucleotides long. RefSeq lists its product as uncharacterized. The transcript has 8 exons. Lineage: Eukaryota; Metazoa; Chordata; Actinopteri; Perciformes; Sebastidae. Bases 131 to 988 code for a protein of 285 amino acids. The record is from RefSeq and is a predicted model, not a curated record.